Molecule: messenger RNA, 1548 nt
Organism: Colletotrichum spaethianum
Lineage: Eukaryota; Fungi; Ascomycota; Sordariomycetes; Glomerellales; Glomerellaceae
Product: cytochrome P450 monooxygenase aflU
Exons: 4
Coding region: 1-1548 (515 amino acids)
Molecular function (GO): heme binding; oxidoreductase activity, acting on paired donors, with incorporation or reduction of molecular oxygen; iron ion binding
Source: RefSeq, a predicted model, not a curated record
AUGGCUUCAAACUUGGUUGUGGACGGCCUCAAGGCUGCUCUGAGCCCCAAAGCUGUUGUCUAUCUCGUCGGUCUCUGGAUUGCCUAUUACGUCGCCGUUGCCUUGUACAACAUCUCGCCAUUUCACCCCCUGGCGCGCUUCCCUGGUCCAAAGACCGCAGCUGCAUCCUACUUGUACGAAGCUUACUAUGACUGGUGGCUUGUUGGGAAAUAUGGCAAGGUCAUUGCUCGGAUGCACGAACGUUAUGGCCCCAUUGUCAGGAUCAACCCCGACGAGCUUCACGUUUCCGACCCUCACUUCACCGACGAGAUCUAUGCCGGUCCGGGCCGCAUCCGCGACAAAUGGCAACAUCAACUGAACACGGGCGGUGCUGGUCCUGUGUCGGUCACUGGCUUUUCCACUGUUAACCAUGAAGUACACCGCAUGCGCAAGGGCGCGUUGUCCAGGUUCUUCUCGCGCCAGCAGAUGCUCAAGCUUGAGGGGGAAGUGCAGGAGUUUGCACAACUCACCGUCGACAAGAUGCUCCGCUCAGCCGGCAAAGGGCCCUUUGACGUCAAAGAAGCCUUCAACUGCUUCACCGCAGAUAUUAUGUCGCAGUACGCUUUCGGUGAGCCCAUGGGUUUCAUCGCUCAGGAUGGCUGGGAACCCAACUUCGCCACAUGGGUCAAGUCUUUCUUCAAGAGCGCGUACAUGAUGAGACAUAACGCCCUCGGCAGAAAAGUGGCGCAGGUGAUGCCCAUGAUGGCUGACUACCUGGGCGAGGACAUCAAGUCGGUCAUGAGACAGAUGAAUGUGGUGAUCCCUGGCUACAUCAAGGCGGCAUUGAACAACCCUGAGAACGGUAGAGUGUUUGCCGAGCUUAUGGAGUCCAAGACACUACCCGAAGAGGAGAAGUCCAUGUACCGCCUUUCAGGAGAGGGGUUCAACUUUUUGCUUGCUGGAACCGAGACCACUGCUGCCACUCUGACUGUCAUCACCUACUACCUUCUCGCCCAGCCCAAGACUUAUGCGCGCCUGAUGGAGGAUCUGCAGGACCUCAACCCUUCCAAUCUGAAGUGGACCCAGCUCGAGCAGAAGCCAUAUCUUUGGGCUGUCAUUCACGAGUCUCUGCGCAUGAUGCCCGGUGUUUCGCACAGAUCCGCAAGAAUUGCCCGUGAGGAGGAUCUCGUCUACAAGACGCGUGAUGGUAAGAAGGAAUGGGUUAUUCCCAGAGGUACCCCUGUUGGUAUGACAUCGAUGAUCAACCACUGGGACAAGGAACUGUUCCCCAACCCUGAUGAGUUUAUUCCCGAACGCUGGUUGGUCGAUGGGCAGCCAAACUACAAACUUCAGAAAUACCUGCUUUCCUUUGGCAAGGGCAGCCGCUCUUGCAUUGGCGAGAACUUGGCCUACUGCGAGGUAUACAUCAUGGCGGCUCUGAUGGCCAUGCGUGUGAUCCCCAGAUCCAGCUUGUUUGAUACCACUGUUGAAGAUAUCUCUUAUGAUCACGAUCUCAUUGUGGUUCAAACCAAGAAAGGCUCCAUUUCGGUCAAGAUCCAGAUUUCCUGA